CGUUUUUGAGCAGCAGGCCUAUUCUGGGAAAUGCAGUCCUAUUUGUAAAAUUCUAGCAGCGUUUGGCAUCUGGAAGACUACAAGUCCCAACAAUACACAACGCAGUCGCAGACUGGUGGGAAUGGCUUAUUUCAAUGGUGUCUGUGGGACAUUGAAUGACUUUUAACAGAGCUGGUGGAUAGCUGCUCCAUUAAUUUAUCUCUCUAGAAAGGUGUCAAUUUAGCUUGAACAUGGAGGCUCUAAUCCCCGUUAUAAACAAGCUUCAAGAUGUCUUCAAUACGGUGGGAGCAGACAUAAUACAGCUGCCGCAGAUAGCAGUCGUUGGAACCCAGAGCAGUGGGAAGAGCUCUGUGUUGGAGAGCCUGGUUGGCAAGGACAUGCUGCCCCGUGGGACAGGUGUAGUGACCCGCCGGCCACUCAUCCUACAGCUAGUCCAUGUGGAUCCUGGAGAUGGCAGGAAAAUGAAAGAUGAGAAUGGCGUGGAAGGAGAUGAAUGGGGCAAGUUCUUACACACCAAAAACAAGAUCUACCCAGACUUCAGUGAAAUCAGGCAGGAAAUCGAAAAUGAAACGGAAAGAAUUUCCGGUAUUAACAAGGGGAUCAGCGAUGAGCCUAUCCACUUGAAGAUUUUCUCUCCUAAUGUGGUGAACCUCACUCUGGUGGAUCUACCCGGCAUCACCAAGGUCCCAGUGGGCGACCAGCCCCAAGACAUAGAGGUGCAGAUCAGAGAGCUGAUCCUGAAGCACAUCUCCAACCCCAACUCCAUCAUCCUGGCUGUGACCGCUGCCAACACAGACAUGGCCACCUCAGAGGCCCUCAAAGUGGCCCGUGAGGUCGAUCCCGACGGCAGGAGGACACUGGCGGUGGUGACCAAGCUGGACUUGAUGGACGCUGGUACUGAUGCUAUGGACGUCCUGCUGGGCCGGGUCAUCCCUGUCAAACUGGGCCUCAUCGGAGUGGUCAACAGGAGCCAGUUGGACAUCAACAAUAAGAAGUCAGUGAGCGAUGCCAUCCGAGAUGAAGAUGCUUUCUUGCAGAAGAAGUAUCCCUCUCUGGCUAAUCGAAAUGGAACCAAGUAUCUGGCCAGGACUCUUAACAGGUUACUGAUGCACCACAUCCGAGACUGUCUACCGGAGCUGAAGACACGUAUCAACGUGCUGGUGGCCCAGUACCAGUCUCUGUUGAGCAGCUACGGCCAGCCCGUUGAGGACCAGAAUGCCACCCUUCUGCAGCUCAUAACCAAAUUCGCUGCAGAGUACUGCCACACUAUCGAGGGCACCGCCAAGUACAUUGAGACGGCUGAGCUAUGCGGUGGUGCCAGAAUCUGUUACAUAUUUCACGAGACUUUUGGGCGAACAUUAGAGUCAGUGGAUCCCCUAGGAGGACUCAACACCAUAGACAUCCUGACUGCCAUCAGGAACGCCACUGGCCCUCGUCCGUCUCUGUUUGUGCCCGAGGUGUCGUUUGAGCUGCUGGUGAAGAAGCAGGUGAAGAGACUGGAGGAGCCCAGCCUGCGCUGUGUGGAGCUGGUCCAUGAGGAGCUGCAGAGGAUCAUCCAGCACUGCAGCAACUACAGCACACAGGAGUUGUUGAGAUUUCCAAAGCUCCAUGAUGCCAUAGUAGAAGUGGUCACCUCUCUGCUCAGGAAAAGGCUGCCUAUCACCAAUGAGAUGGUGCAUAAUCUGGUGGCCAUAGAGCUGGCCUACGUCAACACCAAACACCCUGACUUUGCUGAUGCCUGUGGGGUCAUGAACAACAACAUAGGAGUCGAGGAGAAACAGAAUGAGAGAACUGCCCGCUGCAGUCCCCAGGGAUAAGCCUCCCGGAGCAGGGCCCCAGGGGGACCAGGAAGGGACAGGGAACUGGAGAGGCAUGCUGAAGAAAGGGGACGAGGGGGCCCCCGGCUCUGGCCCCGCCAGUCCCCAU
This is a messenger RNA of Salvelinus namaycush (lake trout), 1926 nucleotides long. RefSeq names its product dynamin-1-like protein. NCBI's taxonomy places the organism in Eukaryota, Metazoa, Chordata, Actinopteri, Salmoniformes, Salmonidae. The transcript has 15 exons. Gene Ontology annotation, cellular component: cytoplasm; microtubule; mitochondrion. Bases 231 to 1817 code for a protein of 528 amino acids. Gene Ontology annotation, biological process: mitochondrial fission; mitochondrial fragmentation involved in apoptotic process. The record is from RefSeq and is a predicted model, not a curated record. Gene Ontology annotation, molecular function: GTP binding; GTPase activity; microtubule binding.